Molecule: messenger RNA, 609 nt
Organism: Papaver somniferum (opium poppy)
Lineage: Eukaryota; Viridiplantae; Streptophyta; Magnoliopsida; Ranunculales; Papaveraceae
Exons: 2
Coding region: 43-417 (124 amino acids)
Source: RefSeq, a predicted model, not a curated record
AAGUUUCUAGCUAGGGUUUCUGAAUCUCCACCCAUCACUUUAAUGGCUUCCAACAAAAUCCACCACUUGAGACAAUCAGCUAUGGAAGCUGGAGAUCCUGGCAAAUAUUAUAUCAAUCCAUCUGAGAAACUGAUGAGCAAAGCAUCUGGUUGGAGAGUUGUAGAAUAUGAAGAUUCUAUUGAGGUGAUUUUCGAUGAUGCUGCUUUGGGGAAGAGUCCUGUUUUUGCCAGAUGCUACAACUAUCAGGCUAUUGGCGAUUCUGUAAACAAGGAUGACGAGUUCGGUUUCAUAAUGAAUACUGAUUAUCUAGAUGCUAGGAAACUUAAUAUUGAGAUGAAAGAUGGCUUUACAAAGUUUUACGUUCCUAAAAUCAAAGUUGAAGAAAACAAGAAGAAGGUUGCUGGAUCGCAGGCUUGAGUAGUAGUAGUAGUAUGAGAAAUGGAAGGUGGAUUCUUCUAGAUCUUGUUUGGUUUUUUAUGAAAAUUUCUUUCUAGUCCUUUUCUACUUGUUCUAGGAUUUCUGGUUUUAGUUUCUAGCUAGGGUUUUUGAGAGUUAUGUUGAGAUUGAUACUUCGAUGAUUAUCAUCAGGGGGCAUAAUUAAUGAUGAAU